AUGUUGAGCCAGCCGCGCCACUUUUCGGCGCUUGUCAAAGUAAAGCGCUUGCCCGCUUUAGCACGUGCCUUCCACAACGGGCCGUCUGUGCUCCGCAAAGAGGAGAUCUCCGCCCCCCACCAGGUGGCCAAGGACUCGCAUCUCCCGCGGAUCAAACAGGACUUGAAGAUCCAGCCGCGGCCCGCCAAGGCGCGGAUCCCCUUUUUGUCCGACCACAAAAUCGAAAACGACGCCUCGUACCGGAUGUCCGGGCUUGCGCAGAGCGUGGGCCAGGCCAUCGUGCGCGUGUUCAACAUCGACAUGGACAAGACCCGUGCCGGGCCCGUGGCGGGCUCGUUCUACUUCGGCGAGUGCAAGAAGCAGGGCAUGUUCUACCCGAACGAGCCGCUCUCGGACACCGCGCGCUUCUACUACGAGACGUUGCAGCUACCCAUGAGUUUCUCCCAGUGGUUCCAGAUCACCGCGUUGCACUACUGGAUCUUGUCCGUGCGCAUGCGGGCGAUGCCGUUCAAGUACGGCCGCAACUACCAGCAGAAGCUCGUGGACCGCAUCUUCCGCGACAUGGAGCUCCGCAUGUCCGGCGAGUUGGGCAUUCUGUCCAACAGAAUCAUCGACGGCUACUUGCGCGACUACCACACGCAGCUCUUGGGCUGUGUGGUGGCGUACGACGAGGGCCUUGUGACGGACGACAUCACGCUUGCCGCGGCCUUGUGGAGAAACGUGUUCAACGGCGACCCCAACGCCGACUUGCGCCACGUCGAGGCCCUUGUGGGCUAUGUCAGGCAGCAGUUGUACGUCUUGAACAACAUGUCCGACCGCGAGUUUGGCUUCGGCAUGUUCACCUUCGUGCCGCCGGACCAGGUCGUGCGGCCUUUGACCCUGGCCCAGAAGGAGAGAUUGAGAGAGGCGGCCCAGGAAAAGUUCGCGGGCAAGACGAUGCCCUCCGAGCGCAGCACGCUCUCCUUGGACGAGUAG
This is a messenger RNA of Metschnikowia bicuspidata var. bicuspidata NRRL YB-4993, 975 nucleotides long. RefSeq lists its product as uncharacterized. Lineage: Eukaryota; Fungi; Ascomycota; Pichiomycetes; Serinales; Metschnikowiaceae. The coding region runs from base 1 to 975 and encodes 324 amino acids. The record is from RefSeq and is a predicted model, not a curated record. Gene Ontology annotation, cellular component: mitochondrion. The transcript has a single exon. Gene Ontology annotation, biological process: mitochondrial respiratory chain complex III assembly.